AUGUCCGACAUCGAAAAACUCGAAAAGAUCCAGGUCACAGAGACCACCAUUAGCUUGGAUUCUGACCCUGACCAUACCGAGCAUGCUCCUAAGAAGCAGACCUUGAAGUACGUUUUGGCGGUUCUUCUGACCUCCAUUCCAAUUGCAGCUGUUCUGUAUUUGAACUGGCUCGACAAGAAGUACAUGCUUCACGAGCUUUCCAGACAGCAAUUGGUUGCAAGACUCUCGAUGUACAAGACCAAGCCGCCUAUGAAAGUGUUCAUUCACUUUAUGAUUCUUUUGACCGGCGUUGAAAACCUGGUCGGCGACCAGACCAGCCAGUUCUUCACAUUUGCAUCUAUCUAUAUGAUCACCAUCUGGACGCAGGCAUCUUUGGUGAUUGUGCAGGUUGUUGGAAUCAUUAGCGAACUGCAUGUCCAAAAGGAAUACUUUUGGUCCAUGACUGUUCUAUCGGCAGUUUUCGUUCUCAUUGCAAUCGGGGCAUCCUACAGUCUCUGCAAGGUAAGAGGAAUUGGACUCAAUGAUACCAGAAACGGCUUAAUGCUUCUGAACAUGUUCCAGGCCUGGCUCACUGCAUUUGGCUGCCUUUUUGAGCUAUGCCAAUACUCCACCCGGAACCUCACCAACAUGAUCAGCUAUUAUACAGUUCUCACCCAAACCCUGAACCAGGAACACAUCGUUGUCACUUUGGCUGUGGCUCAUGUCUGUGCCAUGGUAAUUGGCGGAUCACUGUUGCUAACCAACUUCCUGUGCUGCCUCACCAUUGAGCGCGGUUCCAAACCUUGGAUCGUCAAUCAAAACUCCAGCUCAUUGAAAAUUGUUGCAGCAGCAUUCAUCUCGGUCUCCCUAUUGCACUGUCUUCAAGUCGAGUGGACAGACUUGUUCAACUCUAGAUAA
Ogataea philodendri is the source of this 897-nucleotide messenger RNA. RefSeq lists its product as uncharacterized. The transcript has a single exon. Lineage: Eukaryota; Fungi; Ascomycota; Pichiomycetes; Pichiales; Pichiaceae. Bases 1 to 897 code for a protein of 298 amino acids. The record is from RefSeq and is a predicted model, not a curated record.